AUGAAGUUCACCACCGCCGUCCUGACGCUCCUCUCGGCCGCCGUCGCUGUCUCCGCCGCGGCCAUCGACACCAACGAGUCUGGUCUUUCGGUCCUUGGCGAGCGCUCGUUCGAGCGCAAGGCGCGCCACGUCGAGAUGGCUGCUCGCUCUACCAGCACCGACGAGGAGAACGAGAAGCGCGAUUUCGUUGCCAAGAACGGCAAGGUCACCUGGUACGGUGGCGGUCAGCUCAACAACCCCGCUUGCGGCGGCCCCACCCCCAACGACAACUCCUACAUUGCCGCCGUUAAGAAGAACGGCGGCUACGGCAGCUGUGGUGACACCGUCCACCUCCACUACAACGGCAAGAUGGUGUCGGUCAAGAUCGUCGACUACUGCGAAUCGUGCGAGUGGGGACACUUCGAUAUUACCCGAGGGUCCUUCAGGAAGCUGGCCAACCUCAACCAGGGUGUCCUCAACAACGUUCACUUCAAGCUUAUCAACAAGAAGUAA
Molecule: messenger RNA, 492 nt
Organism: Kalmanozyma brasiliensis GHG001
Lineage: Eukaryota; Fungi; Basidiomycota; Ustilaginomycetes; Ustilaginales
Product: RlpA-like double-psi beta-barrel domain protein
Exons: 1
Coding region: 1-492 (163 amino acids)
Source: RefSeq, a predicted model, not a curated record